Protopterus annectens (West African lungfish) is the source of this 1410-nucleotide messenger RNA. RefSeq names its product CD79b molecule (gene CD79B). Gene Ontology annotation, cellular component: external side of plasma membrane; B cell receptor complex. The record is from RefSeq and is a predicted model, not a curated record. Gene Ontology annotation, biological process: B cell receptor signaling pathway; B cell differentiation. The coding region runs from base 94 to 741 and encodes 215 amino acids. Lineage: Eukaryota; Metazoa; Chordata; Ceratodontiformes; Protopteridae. The transcript is spliced from 5 exons.
AGCAGACGCUUUAUUGUUUACAGUUACAUACAAGUGAAGAAGAAAAAAGACACACUUCAGAACUUCUAAAUCUGUAUCUGCGGACCAAGAAAUAUGGCACAGGGUGGAAAACAGUGUUAUCUGUUCUUUGUUGGACUACUAAUGACACUUAUCACUGUAGCAGAGCCAGUGUGUCACAAAAUCAGCCAGACACCAAGAUAUCUGGGAGUAAGGAAAGGAAGCACCAUUCUGAUACGUUGCAAUAUUGUAGACUUCCAUUCACCAAAUGAUGUCACCUGGGAAAAGCGCUUUAAUGAUUUUCAAGAAGAUAUUGUUCAAGGUGGACAAUCACAGAAAAAAAAUACAAACAAUUAUACUACAAACGGAGUCAGUUCUGUGCUUAAUAUUAAGCUGGUUGAAUAUGCUGAUAGUGGCAUUUACUACUGCAAAGUCAAAAAUAACAGUGAAUACUUACACGGAUGUGGCACAGAACUCAAAGUUAUAGGUCAUGGUACUGAAGAAGAUGCUGCCAUGAGGAAUACAUUAAAGGAUGCAGUUAUCGUGAUUCAGACAUUUCUUUUGUUCAUGUGCCUUUUAAUCCCAAUGUUACUCAUCAUGAACAAAAAUUCGAUGAAGAAAUCAGAUGAGGACCACACUUAUGAGGGUCUUGAAAUUGAUCAAAUGGCAACAUAUGAAGACAUCGGCAUUGCAAGAAAUGAAGCAGCAAAGUGGACAGCUGGAGAGCAUCCGUGUCAAGAAUAGGUCUCUGUGGACACUCAAGGAUACCAUUUUUACAAUGGACUGAAUUUCACUGCCUGUACUUGGAGAUGGGGAAUGACCUCAGUAUGGCAGCUUGGGCAGGCUACAUUGCAUGUUUCAAAGCUGUGUUUUUAUACAUUAUGAAAGGCGCAUUACACUGAAUUUCAUGUGAACUGAGAAAAUUCUCAUUUUAACCAUUACUGAGUGUAUGGAAACUACCACAUAGGAGGAUUAUCUGACAUUACCACUGCUUUUCCUAAUGUUCAUUAAUCACUUGUUCGGCUUACAGUUUUUUCCUCUAUAUUGCUAUCUUACCAUGGGUAGUGGAGAACACUGAAAUCUCCCUCCACUUUGCCACUCCAUGACCAGAAAACUUUAAACUCCCACUUAGAGGUCAGUGAUCCAAACCAGUCAAUAUGUAGAGAUAUUAAAACAACUGUGUAAAAUAGCCAUAUAGCCAACGUCUGAAAAGUAAGCGCUUAUUGUUGAACAGGAAAGCAUCCAUCCCCAGAAAGGCAGUGAAACAUUAUCCUAUACACAAGAUGUAUAACGCAGUUCACAUUUCUUAUUAGAGGGAAUAGGAUGGCAAGGAACAGUUUGUUAUUAAGUGCCAUUCAUAAUCAGAGUAGUUGUGAGAUGAGAACAGGAAAUAUCUAGUAUUUCAGUUGUGUG